UUGAAGUAGUUUUGUUCAACCACUGACCUGUUUAAAGUGUCAGUCUUUUCAUUGGCUUUGAGGCGUAUUGAACGUGUUCGAUCGAUCUCGUAUAUAGUAGUGGGUUUGUUUACAACAAAAACUAUUCAGUUUAAAGAAGAAAAUAACAAAACGCGGGUCGUUUAAUUUUUAUUUGAAUUUCUAAAGAAAAGAAGAUUUGAAGAACCGUUCUUCAAAUUUUAACUGUGUGUUUGUGUAACAUAUUUUUUUUCCUUUCGUAAAAAAGCUCCUUACCUAAAUCUAUAAAAUGGCCACUGAUGCUCUAUACAAUCGCACCGGUCCUAAUCGCCUAAAGCAAAGUGAUGUUUACAGGACUACCGAUGUUACACAAGCCGUCAAAAUUCGCAUGUCUAAGGAUGGUUUGGGUGCUGAAGAACCCAUUUCCAUUCCCGGUUUGUUAAAGCGUUCGGUUAACAAUUAUCCCGACUACCCAGCCUUGAAAACCAAGAAGGGCAAAGGCGAAUAUACCACAGUUACCUACAGACAAUAUGAACAAAAUGUUCAUCAAACCGCUAAAGCUUUCAUCAAAUUGGGCAUGAGUGCCCGCAGUUCUGUGGGUGUUUUGGCCUUUAAUUGUGCCGAAUGGUUUUAUUCGGCUAUGGGUGCCAUCCAUGCUGGUGGUGUUAUUGCCGGUAUUUAUAAAAACUCUGCAGAUGCUGUUUUGCAUGUUUUGGAAAAUUCACAUGCUGAAAUUGUAGUCGUUGACGAUGCCAAACAAAUGGAGAAGAUACAUGCCAUCAAAGAUAAAUUGCCAAAUUUAAAGGCAGCCAUUCAAAUCCAGGAACCUUAUGCUCCCUUCAUGAAGAAGGAAGAUGGUUAUUACAGAUGGUCUGAAAUUGAAAAUAUGAAUGUUUCAGAUGUUGAAGAUGAAUACAAAAAGCGUUUGGAAAAUAUUGCCAUCAAUGAAUGCUGCUGCUUAGUCUAUACUUCUGGCACAGUUGGUAUGCCAAAGGGUGUGAUGCUCAGUCAUGAUAACAUUACAUUCGAUGUUCGUGCCAUUACAAAAUCUUUGGAACGUGUUGUUGCUGGUUCAGAGGUUUUGGUCUCCUACUUGCCAUUGUCUCAUGUUGCCGCCCAGACUGUCGAUAUUUAUACAAUGACUGCUGUAGCCGGUUGCGUUUAUUUUGCCGAUAAAGAUGCUUUGAAAGGUACUUUGGUGAAAUCAUUACAAGAUGCUCGUCCAACAAGAUUUAUGGGUGUACCACGUGUCUAUGAGAAGUUCCAGGAACGUAUGGUUGCUGUUGCCUCCACUAGUGGUAGUUUUAAAAAAAUGAUUGCCAGCUGGGCCAAGGGUGUUACACUCAAACAUUAUAUGGAGAGCCAAGGCAAAAAUGGUGGAUUCCGCUACAAGCUUGCCAAAAAUUUGAUCAUGUCUAAGGUUAAACAGGCCUUGGGUUUGGAUCGUGUAGUUACUUUGGUUAGUGCUGGCCCUAUGUCUCCCGAAACUAAAUAUUUCUUGAGUUUAGAUCUGAAGAUCUUGGAUGCCUUUGGUAUGUCUGAAACAGCUGGUUGCCAUUCUUUGUGUUUGCCCGAUACCAUGCAAUUGACCUCGAUUGGCAAGACUUUGGGUGGUUGCGAGACCAAGAUUAUUAAAGAUGAAAACGGUCAUGGCGAGAUUUGCAUUCGUGGUCGUCAUGUUUUCAUGGGCUACAUUGACAACAAAGAAAAAACGGAAGGCUUGGAUGAUGAAUGCUGGUUACAUUCCGGUGAUGUUGGUUAUGUCGAUGACAAGGGUUAUGUUUACAUAACAGGCAGAUCUAAGGAAAUUAUUAUUACAGCUGGCGGUGAAAAUAUUCCACCAGUACACAUUGAAAAUUUGAUUAAAAAGGAAUGUGACGCCAUUUCCAAUGCCUUCCUUAUCGGAGAACAGCGUAAAUAUUUGACCGUGCUGAUAUCCCUUAAAACUGAAAUGGACAAAGAUACAGGUGCUCCUUGAGAACUCAGUCACGAAUCUUUGGUUUUGAUGAAAUCCUUAGGUGUUAACCACAAAACUUUAACAGAAGUUUUGAAUGCUGGCCCCUGUCCAAAGGUUUUCAAGGCCAUUGAGGAUGCCAUUAAGCGUGCCAACAAACAUUCCAUUUCUAAUGCCCAAAAAGUGCAAAAGUUCACCAUCUUGCCUCAUGAUUUCUCCAUACCCACCGGUGAAUUGGGUCCCACUUUGAAGGUGAAACGUAAUGUGGUCAAUAAGCAGUACGCCGAUAUGGUGGAGAAAAUGUAUGCUUAAAUUCUUAAUUAAUUAAACACUAUGAAAAUAUUUUAUUCUAAAAAUAUUUUCCUUAAUGAAAAACAUAAAAUUUCUAAUAAGAAAUUUGUUAGUGCCUGAAGUCAUAAUUAAAAUUCUGCAUAAUUUAUUAAAUUUUACUUAAUUGGACCAACAAUAUUUGUUAAAUAUUACUUAAUGAAUUUAUUUGAUUGUUAUAUUUAAUAUUGUUAUUUAAUUAGUUGUUAAACUUGAAGUUAAACAUUGAAUUAAAAAAAGACAAUAAAUAUUUAGUGCGAGAGUUUUUAACUACUUAAACUGAUUUUAUCCUAGUUACGAUAAUAAUGAUUCCCUUAGCCAUGAAGACAUGUAAA
Messenger RNA from Lucilia sericata (common green bottle fly), 2613 nucleotides. It is a transcript of the gene bgm, whose product is annotated as very long-chain-fatty-acid--CoA ligase bubblegum. Gene Ontology annotation, cellular component: membrane; endoplasmic reticulum. The record is from RefSeq and is a predicted model, not a curated record. Gene Ontology annotation, molecular function: long-chain fatty acid-CoA ligase activity. Lineage: Eukaryota; Metazoa; Arthropoda; Insecta; Diptera; Calliphoridae.